Molecule: messenger RNA, 164 nt
Organism: Scutellospora calospora
Lineage: Eukaryota; Fungi; Glomeromycota; Glomeromycetes; Diversisporales; Gigasporaceae
Source: the annotation of a GenBank genome assembly
AACCUAUCUCAAACUUUUUAGAAGAGAAAACUAUAUUAGCUUUUUCGUUUUCAACUCAAAAAAGUAACAAUACUCAAGCUAGUAUAUCAAAAGGAACAGAGAAUAAAACUCUAACUACUGAAGAUACAAACAUGACAGAUGAUACUACUUUUAAUAUAGAAAUA